AAGCCCAACCUCUCGUCCACCCUGUUGUAUAUGCGUCUGUUCCUCGCCUGUAUCCCGUCUCCGCCCUUAUCCCCAUGGUGUGUACGGAUGCCUUUCCAGCGGACUACAUCGCUUAGGAGGUGGUAUCCGUUGCCAGAGGUUUGAUAAAUGUAGAUGUGGAUACUUUGCCAAGGACAUCGGGGCAGCGUUACAUGAGCCGAGCGCGGGCGCAACGACUCGGAGCGCGUCUCCACUCCGGGAAAACACUCCACGCUUUGGGAUCCUGCUACAAGCAGCUUGAAUUCGUCUUCUUCUUCUUUUUGUGUCUAUAUGUUCGCGGAUGUGUGGAUGUGUGUGGAUGUAAGUGCUGGACUUGGAGCAAAUAAACAAACCCCGGUGUUCCUCGAAGCUCUUGUUGGUGUGUUGGACGGAGUCGGAGUUAAGCGCAGGAGCGCACCGAGAAGCCGAAAAUAAGGUUGCUGUGUGAAAAGACUGCGUGCGACAGAUGACUGAGGUGCCAAGGGAUCAGGAGCACUAGAGUGGAAGCUGUCCCAGCUGUCCUGUGUGGAGGAAAUAGCAAGGGGGGAAAAGGCAGGACCGAAAGAAAGGGUGCAGCUUGAGGCGUCCGCCCCCCCUGCAUCGCAAAGGAGUGCAGCCAUGGAGCGAGUGUUCUUCUGCCUGUCCCUGUUGGCUCUACCUAUUACCGCAAUGCUGUGCCCAAAACGUUGCACCUGUCAGAAUCUCCUACCCUCCUACACGGUCCUGUGUGCCAAGACAGGCCUGCUGUUCGUGCCGCCCAAUAUCGACCGGCAGACAGCCGAGCUUCGGCUCAUGGACAACUUCAUUACCACGCUCCGGCACCGUGACUUCGCCAACAUGACUAGCCUCAUCCACCUAACCCUGUCUCGAAACACCAUCAGCCUCAUUCUGCCCUAUGCUUUUGCCGACCUGCAAGAGCUUCACGCACUGCACCUUGAUGCUAACCGUCUCACAGGACUGGAUGACACACAUCUGCAAGGCCUGGUCAACCUGCGCCACCUAAUCCUUGCCAACAAUCAGUUGCAACACAUUUCCCAUGGAGCCUUUCAAGACUUCCUGGAGACUCUAGAGGAUUUGGAUCUGUCCUAUAACAACCUAAUACAUGUCCCAUGGGACACUGUAUCUCUCCUUGUCAGCGUCAAUACACUUAGCUUGGAUCACAACCUCAUCGAGUAUGUGCCAGAGGGCAUUUUUUCCAACCUGCACAAGCUAGCAAGGCUGGAUAUGACCUCCAACAAGCUGAAGAAGAUUCCUCCAGACCCACUGUUUCUGCGCAUACCAGUUUAUGCAAAAACAAAAGGCUCGCCACUAACAGCGUUGGUGCUGAGCUUCGGUGGAAACCCACUGCACUGCAACUGCGAGUUGGUGUGGUUAAGGCGACUGACACGGGAGGACGACCUUGAGACAUGUGCCUCUCCCAAAGAGCUAGCCGGAAAGUACUUCUGGACCAUCCGUGAGGAGGAGUUUGUGUGCGAGCCACCCAUGAUCACACGCCACACUUCCAAAAUGUUUGUAAUGGAGGGUCAGGAGGUAAGCUUGAGGUGCAGGUCUAUGGGAGAUCCUGAACCUACAACACACUGGGUGAGUCCAGACGGCAAACUGAUUGCAAACACAUCUAGAACAACCGCCUAUGAGAAUGGCUCUCUAGACAUCCUUACAGCCACUGUGAAAGAUUCUGGCGUGUUUACUUGCAUAGCGUCUAAUGCGGCUGGAGAGGCAACAGCCCCUGUGGAACUUGUGGUGAACCCCUCACCACAUUAUGACCCAAAACUCGAACCUGAACCAGGACCCUCAGACAUGCCCACCUCCAUCAAGUCAAACAGCAGUGGUGGGCAGACAAGGGUGGAACAGCGGGUCAGCGUGACUGAGAUAACAUCCACAUCAGUCACCAUCCGCUGGCCUUCACAAAGCCAUAUCCCUGGGGUUCGCAUGUACCAGAUUCAAUACAACAGCUCAACGGAUGACAUCCUCAUUUACAGGAUGAUUCCAGCCUCAUACAAGCUGUUCCAGUUGAGCGACCUGGCUUCUGCACGAGACUACGAUCUCUGCGUCUUGGCCGUUUACGACGAUGGAGUCACCGCACUCACGGCCACGCGCCUCGUUGGCUGCGUGUCAUUCAGCACUGAGCGUGAGUACCAUCACUGCCGCUCACUCCAUGACCAGUUCCUGGGUGGCACCAUGAUCAUCGUCAUCGGAGGCAUCAUUGUGGCCUCUGUGCUCGUCUUCAUCUUCAUCCUGCUUAUGAAGUACAAGCUGCACAGCCAGCACUACAAGCAAAAGGCAGAGCGCGUCAGCAACGUCUGCUCACAGACCAAUGGCGGCCAGCAAGGAUCGGCGUCCAACCCACCACCACCACCUCGAUCAUCCUCUUCCUCCGCUUCGGCAAGUAAACCAUCCAUUCUUCUCAGUCAGGAGAGGCCAGAGUGUUAUGGCGCUCAAGAGGGAGGCUAUGGGGCACUCAAAGGCACCACAGUUGUGGACUUAAAUCCAGAAUAUGGGAAGUCCAUCAGAGAAGAAGACUCAGUAUCGCAAUAACGCAGGGUCCAAUCCCACCCCCCAUCCUCUCCUCUUCCUUCCCAUCGUCCGGUUUUGUUUUUUUCUUUUUUUUCUGGUGCUGGGGUGUUUCUGCCUUACUGAGAAUGCCCUCAUGUCCAAGGCAAAAUCAGUCUAAAGGGAAAAUUCAAUUGCCUGGGAUUGGAGCCAGUACACUCCUGGGAGGGGAGGUGGGUGGAAGUCAGUAACUCUUUUCAGUCCCUUAUGCAAGCUCCUUAACGAACAAUGGAUACUAAUGAGCCUAUUCGGAACUAAUGGGCAAAAACCUGUCCUACGCCGAGGCCAUCACUCUUACAGAAUAUAAUAUGAAAACAUGACCAUCACUACUGGACGAGACAACUGAACACAUCACUAAUGGAAUCUGCCGCUACUCUUUUACAAACCUGGGGAAACUAAAUGAAUGCCAUGAUUCAUUCAUGCUAUUCAGUCACUGAAGGAUGUCCAGGCUGCAGAAAAGGAAUGUUCUAGAAUAUUUCACAUUUCGGAACAGAACGUGAAAUGUUCCAAUG
Molecule: messenger RNA, 3080 nt
Organism: Clarias gariepinus (North African catfish)
Lineage: Eukaryota; Metazoa; Chordata; Actinopteri; Siluriformes; Clariidae
Exons: 5
Coding region: 637-2553 (638 amino acids)
Molecular function (GO): protein binding
Source: RefSeq, a predicted model, not a curated record